Sinocyclocheilus rhinocerous is the source of this 2457-nucleotide messenger RNA. RefSeq names its product phosphoinositide 3-kinase regulatory subunit 6-like. Gene Ontology annotation, molecular function: 1-phosphatidylinositol-3-kinase regulator activity. The transcript is spliced from 22 exons. Gene Ontology annotation, biological process: G protein-coupled receptor signaling pathway; positive regulation of MAP kinase activity. Gene Ontology annotation, cellular component: phosphatidylinositol 3-kinase complex, class IB. Bases 312 to 2402 code for a protein of 696 amino acids. The record is from RefSeq and is a predicted model, not a curated record. NCBI's taxonomy places the organism in Eukaryota, Metazoa, Chordata, Actinopteri, Cypriniformes, Cyprinidae.
ACUGAAGCGGAUUUGCAUCAGACAAACAAAGUUCAUAUCAAAUGCAAUAUUGGGUGGAGCUCAAGUUCUGGCCUCCAUAAAGCACAGGUACAGGCAUUCAUACAGAUGAUCUGACAGGAAAAGAGACUUCCUUAUGAGCAAGACUGUUGUCAAGAUUAUUCAAAUACCUUCUGCUCUCGCUCGAGGACCUGGAUUACCACAGUUUCACAGUUCCUUGUAGGAACAGCGGUUUUAUGCAUAGAAGAUAUGAAGGACCUUUCUAACUGACUCAUCCAUGUCAUGUGGAUAUUAUCUGAGCUGUGAACCCCACCAUGGAAGAAACAUUCGGUGGCGUGUCCUCAGUCGUGGAGUCUAGUCUCUACCACAAUGUCCAUUCCAUCCUCCGAGAGCUGGAUUGUGAACCUCAGGCUGGAUCAGCCUGCAAUAAAGGCAUGUUGAGAUGGACUCUGCAUAACAGGGUGGACAAAAAUCCAUCUGUCAGCGUCCCUCUUCUGAGGGUUCUCAUAAAAGAGCUUGAAAAGGCGGAGAGAAUCAAUUCCAAAAUUCGCAUUAUUCCUUUACUUCACACACUUGUCUACACAGUCCUACAGUCUGUAUUUAUUCCAGAAGAUCUAUAUCGAAGGAUGUUUUUUUGCUUGAAAAGUUUAGUUAGGUUACCUUUACCCUACUGUGCAAUCGCUCUCUACUAUGCAAGGCAGAUGAAAAUGGAACAAAAUGCACCAGGAAUACUGUAUCAGAGGAGAGUCAGUGCCGAACACAAUCUACACAGUGAUCUUUAUCCACUCCAUGAGAAGUUUUUACUGCACACAAUGCUAGCUGGAUUUGGAAAAAAGUGCCAGGUUGACCAGCUCUCACAGUCUCUAGAGCAUUUAGGUGAAGAGCUGGAGCUGCACUUCCAGGAUCUCGUCACCAUCCUAGAGCAGAGAACAGAAGAUGGAGCUUCUGACGAUCACCAGUACAAAACAAGAUUGCAAGAGAUCUACCAAGACAUCCUUACUGCUCCAAAAGAUCCGUCGUGUCCAGCCUCGCAAGUAGAAACUCAGCUGCCCAGUCCUGAGGUCAGCUUCCAUGUCUGGACCAAAGAGGAUGAGAUAUGGAAUGAGCUGGUUAACUUUGCACUGAUGGUUCCUGCAGACCGAAACUCUGCUUGUCUGGAUGAGGAUGACCUGAAGCGUAACUCGGUCAUGUCCACCGUGUCCACGGACAGUGGCAUAGAGGGAGACAUGCCCAUCAGUGAGCUCUCCUCUAUAAUGCUGGAGUCUCAGGGCGGAGCAGAGCUCCCAGAGGAGCAGAGCAGCUCUCAUUCCUUCUACAGGAGGCAGUGUGUGCGAUGUCCCAAAGCUGGCAACAGAAUGACACUCAUGAUGGAGGCCAUUAGGGGAAAUGGAGGAUACAGCCUUGCUAAAGAGGAAAGGAACCUCACUGCUCGGAUCCUUGUAAUGGGUGACGACAGAACGCUAGGACGGCUCGCCAAAACUCUCCACACUAUACGGAAAAGGGAGGCACGACAUCUGCUGCUGACAAAGAGAGUGAAUAUGGAGAUGUAUUACAUUCCAGUGACUGACCAGACACUUUCUCCUGUUCAGGAGAGUGCUCCUGAAGACAUGCUGACAUUGGCAGGAUAUUUGGGUAGCGUGGAUCCGUGGUAUGACUGUAAUAUCAACGGUUUGGGAGCCAUGAUUCUAAAACUGGCCCAGAUGAAGUCAACUCAGAGUGAAUCUUCGGACCCCAACACCUUCCUGCUAGAUAUCAUCUCAUACUACACACGUGUCAGCCAGCAUCCGGUGCACCUUCCCAUCUACUCUGUCAAGAUCUGCUUUUCUGGCCUCAGCAGCACCACAGUGGAGGAGGUGUUUGUGGCUCAACUCGCCAUGGACUUUCCCGAGGUCAAACGCUGCAGGGCCACAUUUAAAGACACAAUUAAAGGUUCAGUGCGUUACAAAACAUACAACCCACAAGAAUUUCAUGGUGCAGUCGUGUCAAUUAAUUAUAGAAAGGCCUCAAUAAGUGACAGAGAAAAGGAUAUGGGAAUGUCUUUGCCGAUGAGUGGCAUGUUGAUCAGUGUCUUGCCUUCCUGCAGAGUCAGAAGUCUACAUAGUGUCAGCAUAAGUUUCCAAGAUAUGAAUCCCACAAGGCCCAGCAGACAUUCACUCAGAGCUGUUAGCGCCAGUAUCAGAGUUCUGGAGGAGCAGACAUUCACAGUAUGUUUGGAUAAAGACCCACGUAAAACAUUCAAGAAUGUCCAGAGCAUUGAAGUUUCUCCAUGCUUGGACCCGGGAUACUCUCAUCAGCCGAGUACAAAAUCCAAGUACAGUUUGGGAGAGGGAGGUGAACCGCUGGGCAAAUAUGUCAACAAGACCCUCACGCUACCAAUCAACACCUUCUGUGGCACUGAGCAAUGACAAUACGACUCGAAUUCAUGAUAUAAGAGCUCGAGUCACGAGACAAACUGAAACC